AUUCAAGAACUCACUUCCAACAUCUCUACAUACAGAGAACAGCUUCAGCAGGUCAAACUUCUCUUGGCCGAUGACCCAAGCAAUUCUGAAUACAAGGACAUGCAAAAGGAACUUGAAGAGGUAUUCGUCCUCUAGUGGAAGAAGGGAACGGAAACAUAAAUGUUCACAAGUCACAAAAUCAUGUCCUUGCUUGGCAACUAUCGAAAACCCACUGCGUAAAUGGAUAAGCUUCAUGUUGUAAUAUUCCCUUCUUUCAUCGAUUUUUAUUACCAAGGAAUGCUGCUCAACAAGCAAAGAUAAACCGGCUGCACUUGGCUGAAUAUCUUCUUAGUGCUUGGUUUUAAAGGUCUGCUAUGUGUUGGAUGUUUCACCUCUACAUACUUCCUCAUGAUUUCAGUCUUUCAGGAGUUGCCUCGAUGUCUAAGUUCGGAAUUUAACAGUUGUCUAGGUUUAAAAAUUAUUUUUGUGAAAUUUUCUAAUAUCAAGAUCAAUGUAUGUGUCAGGUGAUUGCAUUGACAGAAGAGUUACUGGUAACUGCAAAGCAAAAUGAUAAUUUUGUUUCAGCCAUUGGUACAAGUGCUAGCACAUCUGAUAUCAUGCAAACUUCAAAUGGGGUUGCUCAGUAUGAGAUGCAAGAUAGAUUUCCGAUUGGAAUGAAAAUUCAAGCAGUUUGGAGUGAAGAUGGAGAAUGGUAUGAUGCAACUAUCGAGGCUUACACUCCAAAUGGCUACUAUGUCCGCUUUGAUGAAUGGGGAAAUAAGGAAGAGGUUGAUCCUGCAAAUGUAAGGUCACUUGAUGGGGAUAGCACGGGUGUCGAUGCUUUAUUGCAAGCUGAGAAAGAAGCUGAAGCUACUAAACAGGCUUUGAAACGGAAAAUUGCGCAAGCUGCAGUUGUUGACUUCCAGUCACGAAGUAUACCGGCUAAACUCCGUAUAAAUCCUGAAGACCCUGAAGAUGUGAAAGCGGCAAAACGUAAAAAGAUACAUUCAUUCAAAUCAAAAGUGCGAAUGGAGAAACUUGAGGUGACGCAGAACAAACGCCAAAAUGCUUGGCAGCAGUUUCAGAGUACAAAAGGCCGUGCGAAGAAGGUUGGUUUCUUCUCAGGACGCAAAAAAGAGAGCAUUUUCAAGUCCCCAGACGAUCCAUUUGGCAAGGUUGGUGUGACCGGAAGUGGGAAAGGUUUGACGGAUUUUCAAAAACGGGAGAAGCAUCUGCACCUCAAGGGUGCCAACAUAGAUAAUGAGAAUGGCGAAGCUGAAGAGUAAGCCUUGCAAAGUGACAUCAAAUUAAUGUGUACCUAUUUUUAUUCAAGUAUAAUCUAAGUUUUACGGACAGAGACAGUUACAUCUUUUUCAAGGAUCUUAGUAUGUUACUUAGUGUUGUAGUCGUAGAUCAACAUUUUAGAUUCUGCCCCUCGUGCUUUAUUAGGAUGUCAAAUGGAAUAUGGUUUCCGUCGCUAUUUGGCAUUUUGGGCAGCAAUUUAAGCGGAAGAUGCUCGACUGUUACAUCUUUUGGCGCUUGCAAGACACAGGAAUGGGGACCAGUGCCCGGUGUGCAGCAUCUGUUCCUAGUAGAGCUUACAAUCAGUAAACUGCCUUGUGCUUAGCUGGUAUUCCCCUUGUGUGUCAAAUUUUAACUCAAUAUACAUGUCUUAUUCUCUAAUUGGUCAAUUUUUGAUAGCUCUA
This is a messenger RNA of Amaranthus tricolor (Joseph's coat), 1685 nucleotides long. RefSeq lists its product as uncharacterized. Lineage: Eukaryota; Viridiplantae; Streptophyta; Magnoliopsida; Caryophyllales; Amaranthaceae. The coding region runs from base 495 to 1265 and encodes 256 amino acids. The transcript has 9 exons. Gene Ontology annotation, cellular component: nucleus. The record is from RefSeq and is a predicted model, not a curated record.